This is a messenger RNA of Sebastes umbrosus (honeycomb rockfish), 3448 nucleotides long. RefSeq names its product 1-phosphatidylinositol 4,5-bisphosphate phosphodiesterase delta-4-like. The coding region runs from base 235 to 2505 and encodes 756 amino acids. The transcript is spliced from 16 exons. Gene Ontology annotation, molecular function: calcium ion binding; phosphatidylinositol-4,5-bisphosphate phospholipase C activity. Gene Ontology annotation, biological process: intracellular signal transduction; lipid metabolic process. The record is from RefSeq and is a predicted model, not a curated record. Lineage: Eukaryota; Metazoa; Chordata; Actinopteri; Perciformes; Sebastidae.
AGGCGUCAGGACAGAGAGGAUCUGGAGAGAGAGAGAGAGAGGAGGAGGAGGAGGAAGAGGAGGGCCAGGUGAGCGUCACAGAGAGGGGACUCUGGCGUUCAUCACUGCAGCGUGGCUUGCAGUAGGACAGCAGCAGCAGCAGCAGCUCCCGGGCCGUGUGACCUGUUCCAGCAGCACAGACCGGGACUCAGGGAUGAUCCUGCAACAGAUGGCCAACGUGUGAGACAACAAGGAAUGGCUUCCACAGCGAGUGGCCUCCGCAUCCAGGGGGACGACAACCUCCAGUCCAUGCUGGUGGGGACGGUAAUGAGGAAAAUCAAGUCUCGUACCUGGAAGAAGCAGCGCUACUUCAAACUGCAGGAUGACUGCAUGACCAUCUGGUACAAGUCCAAGAAGGCUGGCAACACCCACUCCACAUUUUCAGUGAGCGAUGUGGAGGCGAUACGAGAGGGCCACCAGUCCGAGGUGCUGCUCAGCAUCGCCGACGAGUUCCCGGCCGACCGAUGCUUCACGCUGGUCUUCCGCGGUCGCAGGGGCAACCUGGACCUGGUGGCCGAGUCGGCCGAGGAAGCACAGUCCUGGAUCAGAGGCACGAGGAAGCUGAUAGAGAACCUGGAGAACAUGGGGGAGAGGGAGAAACUGGACCAAUGGAUUGGUGACUGGUUCAAGAAGGCGGACAAGAACAACGACGGCAGGAUGAACUUCAAGGAGGUGCAAGAUUUACUGAAGAUGAUGAACGUGGACAUGAACGAGCACCAUGCUCAUCGUCUCUUCACAAUGGCUGAUAAGUCACAGUCGGGUACGCUGGAGGACGACGAGUUUGUGCUCUUCUACAAGAUGUUGACGCAGCGGGAGGAUGUGCUCAGGGUGUUCCAGGAGUACUCCGGUGACGGCCAGAAGUUAUCCCAAAGUGACUUGGAGGACUUCCUGAGAGAGGAGCAGCUGGAGGGGGUUGACAUCCAGCAGCAAGCCAAGCAGCUCAUUGAGCGCUACGAGCCCUCUGACACAGCCAAGCUGCUGAACGCCAUGACAUUUGACGGCUUCUUGAUGUACCUGGGCUCGGCUGAGGGAUCCAUCUUCAACCCACGGUGGCGGCGCGUCUUCCAGGACAUGAGCCAGCCGCUGUGCCAUUACUUCAUCUCCUCCUCCCACAACACCUACCUGAUGGAGGACCAGCUCCGUGGACAGAGCAGCGUGGAGGGAUACAUUAGGGCUCUGAGUCGUGGCUGUCGCUGUGUGGAGGUGGACUGCUGGGAUGGUGCCAACGGAGAGCCCAUCGUCUAUCACGGACACACCUUCACCUCCAAGAUCCUCUUCAAGGACGUGGUCAAUGCAGUGGGCAACUAUGCCUUCAAGGUAUCAGAAUAUCCAGUCAUCCUGUCCGUGGAGAACCACUGCAGCGUGGAGCAACAGAGAGUCAUGGCCCAACACCUCAACCACAUCCUCGGUGACAAGCUGCUGAAAAGCACACUGGACGGCAAGGCCCCCGUCGGACUGCCAUCUCCUGAGGACCUCAAGGGGAAGAUUCUGCUGAAGGCAAAGAAAAUCGGCGGUCUGGAGGAGAGUUUCAACGGGAUGGUGGAGGACUCUCAGAGCGGAGAGGUCAGCGACGAAGACGAGGUCGCUGAAAUCAACGAGGAUAACCUCCACCGCGAGAGCGUCUGUCGCAGGGUGAAGAGGUCAAAGCAGCGUCUGUCCAAGGAGCUGUCGGACUGUGUGGUUUACUGUAAGAGCGUCCACUUCAGUAACUUCAAACACUCCCGCAUCCACUCAAAGUUCUACGAGGUGGCCUCUUUCACCGAGUCCAAGGCCCGCAAACACCUGAGAGACGCUGGGACGGAGUUUGUGCACCAUAACUCCCGGCAGCUGACCAGGGUUUAUCCCAGCGGCUUCCGAACCGACUCCUCCAACUUCAGUCCUCAGGAAAUGUGGAACGCUGGGUGCCAAAUCGUUGCGUUGAAUUUCCAGACGGCCGGGGAGGGGAUGGAUCUGAACGACGGCCUGUUUAGUCAGAACGGCGGCUGUGGCUACAUCCUGAAGCCCGCUUUCAUGAGAGAGGCCGAGAAAAAAUUUGACCCCGAGACGCCCCAAAAACGGGACGGCUACCAACCCGUGGUCCUCACCAUACAGGUGAUCAGUGGUCAGCAGCUGCCCAAAGUCAACAUCAAAGAGGACUCUAUAGUGGACCCUCUGGUCAGAGUGGAGAUCCAUGGGGUUCCUAUGGACCAGGCCAAGCAGGAGACCAGAUACAUCGAGAACAACGGGUUUAACCCUGUGUGGUACGACACUCUGCGCUUCACCCUCCACACUCCUGAGCUGGCUAUGGUGCGCUUCAUAGUGGAAGACUACGACAAGACCUCUAAAAAUGACUUUGUGGGGCAGUACACGCUCCCUCUGAGCUGCAUGCAGCAGGGUUAUCGUCACAUUCACCUUUUAUCCAAAGAUGGAACCAGUAUUCCUCCCUCCUCCUUAUUCGUACACAUCAGGAUCACAGAGCUGGAAUAAGCCUUCAUCAACACCGGAGCAUCCUCGGCACAUUAUUUACUUAUUCCUUCCUAUAGAAAACACAUAUAGCUCCUAUGAAUAUUAUUCUUAUUUGAUGUGAAGAAAUACUACGCCAAAUCUUCUAGUGGUUCUGAGAUACGCAUGUUUUUACUGUAGCGUGUGAAACUUGUUCCUGUGAUCCACUUGAACUUCGCUGCUCGUGUUUGGUGUACUGUAGCACAAAUAUUAUGUGUUGUAGAGAAGAAUGUGCCACCAAUGUGUUUAGAUCAGGAUCUAUAUAUAUAUUCUGUCAGUAUUUUCCUUUAAUGAACAGCACUUCAUGGACUCUGUCUGACCGCUACAGUCCUCAGCUUUCACCCGGGCCAACAUGCACACUUUUGAUUUACAAACAUGGUUACUAUCUAAUAGUCCUUUAGCUUAUAGUGUUCAUUCACAGCAUGGAACGGCUGAACCAGUAGAACCUGUCGUCUCACCACUAACAGAACACUGUCAGUGAGGAUUUAUUUUUUGAUUGGGAUCUAUUCAAAUAGAUAAAAACGUAACAACCACAGCUCUCUGCUGUCCACGGAGCAGCUGCAGUGGAGCAACUGGAGGUUGAAGGUCAGGGCAUGAUGACCCCUCCCAGUGUUCCCAGUCACAUCCUGUCGCUGCUUUCCCGCUCUUGUCGUCGUUUUAGAGAAACGUGACGUGGCUCCAAUAACAUGAUUAUAAAUGUUAAGCUAAAGACAUCACAACGUAGUUCUCAUGAGUGUCAGCUGAUGUUAUUUUUGUGGUAUAUUUGUGUAAAUGUGUUUUGAUAUGUCUAUUUUUGUAUCCAUGGAAACAUUCAUAUGUACUGUACAGCACAGCACACUGUAGUGUUUAUUGGCUUGUUUUUUAUUGUAAAAGACCUCGUAUUCAUUUGCCACAUCUACCUGCAAAUAAAUAGGAUUUUAAUGAUGCA